Amoebophrya sp. A120 is the source of this 5428-nucleotide messenger RNA. NCBI's taxonomy places the organism in Eukaryota, Dinophyceae, Syndiniales, Amoebophryaceae. The record is from the annotation of a GenBank genome assembly.
CUCGGCACGGGGACGACGAGAAGUGCUGACUCCAAACUAUGGCGCGUACUAUCAUCAUGAACAAGAUCAUGCUUCGACGACCGGCACAGGCAUAAUUGGAGCAACUACUACAGAGACUGCUGGUGGAGGAGGUGGCGGUAUGAUCAACUACAACACGGCUCCUCCCCGAGAAGUAGCAGAUGGCGGUGGAUCUGGCUCAGCAUCCUAUGUUGAUCCCCCUGCUCUUCUAUAUCAAAACCAAAUCCAGCCCUCCCCCUCGAGAAGUCCCCACCAAGCUGCAGCUGCUCCUGGCCCCCCACAACCGCGAAACUCAGCCGGGCAACUACCUCCCCCCGCAAUGGGCCUCGGCCCGCCGGUCAUCGAAAGGGCAACCUCGAGUCUCGGCGCAGCGUCCCAAACGUCAAUAGAAGGGGGUAGCUCGCCGUCGCAGAGCGGGAUGAUGACGAGGAUGUUGGGCGGAACAACUUCUACCAGCAGACAACAUCACCAGGGAACUACCUUUACUGCUGACCACAACUUCCUCGCCCCCGCCCCUCAUGCUACCAGCACACUUUACCCUCAGCAGAAUUUGAAUUACAGAAGCCGUGUGGUUACCGCUGCAGCUCAGACUCAGACGCCACAGCGGUUUUCCAGCGGGCCAACGAUCUCAUCCCCGCAAAGCCGAGCGCGGAGGCAGGGGCUCCUGGCCAAUAACAGCACAGGCUAUAAAAAUUUCAAUCGGCGCGCGACCUUUCCGCCACGGGAGACGCGGAGACGGCCGCGACCGAAUCUGAACACCACGAGAGGACACCUGGAUGUUGAACAGGUGACACUGGAACAUCAAAUGAAUCAUCUCGAACAAGAACAUACUUACCGUCACGGGAACUUCUAUCCCACUAGAGUUGAAAAUGUUCCUGCGUCAGCGUCGUCGUCCUCAGACGUGCGAGUUGUUACCGCGAAAAAUAUGCUUGUUGCAGCAGCGGCGCCAACGACCGCUGGCACUACAGCAGGAUCCGCCCAGACCACGACCACGUACAAUACCGACGCCGAGAUGGCUGCGGCAGGAGAAGAUCCUCCGACGGAGCUUGAGGCUGAUGAUCAUGACGCUUCGUCUGGUAACGGCGGGGACGCGGACGAUGAGGACGUUAUUCUGUCCGCAAGACGGCACGACUCCUUCCCGAGCGGGAAUGUCAGUGACAGCAGCUGUAGUCGGAGUCAGGUCAUCCUGAAACCCGGUCCCUCCAUAUCCACAGUGAAAGAAUAAUUUCCCGUGCACGACGUACAAAUGGAAAUGCGGUUUCUGCAUGGUAAGCCUUGCCGGCGAUCCCAGUUUAUUAGGAUGACAAGUGUUUACAUUGGCGAAGAAGUUUGUCAGGAAUUUUCAUCUUGUACAUGUACGCGAUUGGUUAUAAUUUGCAUUGCAUACCUCACGUCGGAAGUGCACAACCAACGGGUGAGCACGUAUCUGGAGGCCGCCGCUGCGGCGAGAAAAUUGAAUCUCCAGCGAAGAGCUUCAGCCACCCGGGGGGCAACUGCGAGUGGCGGACGAGCAGGGGCUCCUGGUGGAACCACGCCCCCGGCAGCAGCUCUCCUCAAUAGGCAUCUAAAUCAGCAACGUCCUGCGACCGUCGCUGCGGCUUAUGGCGUUCUCAAACGUUACGUGUGUUUCUCUUGUUGCAUGCUUUUUUGAUGCAAGACUAGAAGGACCUGAAGGCUGAAAUUCAGGUCCUUCCAGUCUUGCAUCACAGAGCGCGUCGCAAACUUGCGACGCGAAGCAGCUUGAUCGCGCGGACUGUGACAUCAGAGCUUCUGGUGCACGGCAAAUACUGAUGGAACAACAGCUGCCAUACUGCGACGUUUGGGAACUCCAUACGGCUAGAGGGCAACAUGGUUUGAGAGACCUGCGGCUAGAACAAAGAAGACAACUUUUACACCUGCAGCAGCAGCAGGAACUGUCAACAGCUCAGGAAGAUGAGCCCUACCUUGUCCACUCUCCCACACAGUACGGCGCAGACACGCCUUACUUUGGCCAAAAUCCACCGGCGUAUGUUGAACAGAAAUACGCAAACCAAGUUACUGGCCGCCAGGACGAAACAGUGCAAACACCGCAGCAGCACCGACAACCCACUUCCUCGUCUCUGGAGUAUCACCACCUCAGCUCAUCGUCGCUGGUGGGAGUGGCUUCUUCCGCAGUGCAGACUUCGCACCAAACGGAUAUGCAUCGCAAAAGCUAAAGUACCGUAGGAGUGGUAAUUGCAUCACAAGUUUCUUGUCUAAAUUCAGAGUAGAAGUUGUAAUGCUGAUUCAGAACAAUUGCGUAUGCUUAUGCAUUCGUCAUUUUUGUUGCGCAAGAUUGCCAUGACUUAGAUUCGAAAGGACAAUAGUUUUGCGGUGGAUACAAUCGCUUCACCAGCUGCAACAUGGCGGAGUAAUAACACCGCCCUACCACGGUGGUGCUCAACAAACAGCAGGGGGCGCAUCUGUAGUAAGUACUGCAACUACUGCCCCCGUGUACCAACACCACAUAAAUCGCUCCGGAGCAGCUGCAGUACUAGACCACUCCACGCAGCAGCAACGCCUUGCAAGAACUACAGGGGCGCAAAACUACCAAGGGCCACGAUUGAUGUCAACGACGUACCAAUACGGGGACGGAACUUCAGCAGCUCCCGCAGGACUGCAGCACCAACACCAAUUGCUGGGCGGGGUACGACCCGCACAACAGCAACAGCAGCAGCCCGGACGACCCCAGCUUGCACAUCAUCAACCGCAGCUGCAUCCUAACCGUUUACAGGUGCAGCAGCAAGGGACUACCCCUCCACUUCCGCCGACCCACACGACGAGUUACAACAACCGUCUUGCUGUUAUGGCGUUCUCAAACGUUACAUUCUCAACUGUUACAUGGAUUUGUAAUGCAAGAACAGCAACAGUAAGAGUGGCAAUGUUGCAGCUUUCGCAUCACAGAUUUGCCACAGAUUGUCAUGCUGUUUAGCCCUUCGAAAAUUUGUCAUGCUAAGCACCUUGAUCAAGUGGAGGCUGAUGGCAACUUUGCAUGACAAAUCCGUAUAACAGUUGAGAAUGUAACAGUUGAGAACGCCAUAGCUGUCGCCCCGGUUCCCUACAUCCUGAGCCCGGAGACGAGUGCGCGGCAGAUCAUAUCACUAUCCUGUGCAAAAGUAUCGUACUCGUAUUGCAGUCAUGCAUUACAAAUCUUUUUCUCAGCGUAAAUCUGCAUUACAAAUUUUAUUUCUCAUGCUGAGGAAAUUUGUAAUGCAUUUAUACGAGUACGAUACUUUUGCAAUGCAUAAUCCCCAGGAGUAAGCGAUCCCACCUCCUCGACGUCGAUAUGAACUGCAAAAGUAUCGUAUUCGUAUAAAUGCAUUACAAAUUUCCUCAGCAUGAGAAAUGGAAUUUGUAAUGCGGAUUUGCCUUAACAAAAAUAUUUGUAAUGCAUGAUUACAAUACGAAUACGAUACUUUUGCACAGCAUAGUCGAGACAGUUUUACAACAAUCCCUAUCACGAGGAAAAAUCCCCCCUCCCCAUAUCAAAAGGAAGUUUCUGAUGCUGAAUUCGCAUGUACAAAUCAGGUUUGUCUUGCAGUAGAGGACUGCAGGCUCCUGCCAAGCCUGAGUAGAGAGGUUUUGGCCUAGGCGCUUAGCAUGAGAAACGUCUGUGCUGUAGGCCCAACAGCAUCACAAACUUCCUGCGUAAUGCGGCAGAGCCUGCGGAGUUGUCUCCGUGCAAGACAGACGUGAUUUGUGGUCUCAAAUCAGCAAGACAAAUUUCCGGAAGCAUACCUUUUCGAUAUGGGGAGGGGGGAUUUUUCCUCACAACAAUCCCGCCCCGGGCGGACCACGUGGAGCUGCUGUAGAAGUCGAGCAAUUCCCGAUCCACUCGCCCGCCAUGGAGGAGACGGGUUACCGGGAACUGCCGCCGCAAACAGCCUGCGGACCCGCGGUUUUUACAAAAUCUUCAGGUACAACAGUUUGUUACUCUAGUGCAACUACAUCUUCAGCAGGAGGACCACCGACUCCUGCUUGCGGCGCUGCUCCAACAUCUUCUUCAGUAGAAGACGGCACAACUUCUAUCGUAAAGGCGUCCCCGAGGUCGUUACCGGAAGUUCUGCAAGAGCAGCCGCUGCCCCACCAGCAAAGCGGCACCCUGUCGCUCACCUCGUCGCACAAAUCGGUCAGCGGUGGGAACGACGAUCAUUCGCCAACGACAUCCACCCCGGCGGCGGGGGCGGGAUCAUGCGCGUCUCCGCCCGGAGCCGGCGGCAGUUCUCCGUCAGUUCUGGUAGAAGAGAAGAAACGGAAUGUAGAGGAGGAAAAAUUAGUCUACUACAACGGGCAAAAAUCAACUGGCAGUAGUCGUGGCUCUCGCGCCGCCGGCGCAACCACGGUUGUAGAUCGUCCUGCCACGACGUUGGAGGCAGAAGUAACAAAUCCACAUCUACUGCAGGAUCGUGUUGCGGCGAUUCGAGAUUACACGAAGGCUGCAACUACUUCGGCGGCAAGUAUGAAUCCGACACAGUCGCACAGUGCACGCACACACGAGGGGAUUCUAUCCAAGAAAAAAACGUUGUUAGUGUAAAUUUGUGAUGCGGAACAUGCAACAAGAUGAUUGCGUCUCUCAUGCUUGGCAUGCAUUGUAGGGUCCACUAAAGGGCGUUUACGCGUACUAUCUGCGCAUGACAGGUUUUUGCUGUCAUGCCAGACAGAUUUGCGAUGCUGUUCCUCCAAAAAAGUUACACUCACAAUGUUUUUUUCUUGGAUAGAUUCCCACUUCUGUGUAUUAUCAGCAGCAACAGUUCAUAGUUCCGCACCAGCAGCAGCAGCCGCGGGUGGUUUCGCGGGAGCAGAUGGGCAACAACUACGCAGGAGAAGCGAGCGGCGAUCAUACUGGGGUAGCAAAUUCGGGCAAUCAUGCUCAGGUAACGACACCGGAAAUACAGAGUCGGUCUGUGUCGCGGGGGAACAAAGAUUUGUUGGGCAUUUGGUGGGAUACGGCCUGAGGAAAACUUGAUGGUGUUUGCGAAAUUUAUGCAACGUCGGCGGCGCGCAUUUGAAUUGAAAUUGGAUUUUUACAGAAGAUUAUAGACACGACGACUACUCUGUUGAGCUGAAACCGGAACCAUUUGAGAACUACGAGAAUACAGAAAAAUAGAAUCACAAUCACUACAACGGGAUGAGAGGAACGAGCAAGAAGCUGUUUGUGCGGGAAUCUUCAAAGUGGAGUGAGAACUGCCAUGAUUUUUGUUGCUCAACGGAACAGGUGUUUUGAUGCAGAUUUUGAACCUUGUUUUGCUUUCGUCGCCAUCUCUCUGAGGUUGAAAACGUGAGUUAUUAAUACAAUUUUCUGGCGGCGCCACUUGCUGCAUCUUGUCCUGGUCCUACUUAUGGUACCACAUGCAGCAGCACUUGCUGCAUACAUUGCGGGGAGGAACCCGUC